AUGGCCGGAGCAGGCGCUAAAAGGACCGGCCCGAUCCCGACGUCAAACCCCAGCCCUUCCCCAAAGCUGGCCGCUGCCUGUUUCGCCCUAAAAAGCCCGAGAACGAUCGAUUUUUCCCCGAGAGUUCGCCGGUCUCGAUCUCUCUCCUUUGACCGCCAUUUCCGAUGA
Prunus armeniaca (apricot) is the source of this 168-nucleotide messenger RNA. NCBI's taxonomy places the organism in Eukaryota, Viridiplantae, Streptophyta, Magnoliopsida, Rosales, Rosaceae. The record is from the annotation of a GenBank genome assembly.